Messenger RNA from Cyprinodon variegatus (sheepshead minnow), 5669 nucleotides. RefSeq names its product E2F transcription factor 1 (gene e2f1). The coding region runs from base 1048 to 2412 and encodes 454 amino acids. The transcript is spliced from 7 exons. Gene Ontology annotation, cellular component: Rb-E2F complex. The record is from RefSeq and is a predicted model, not a curated record. NCBI's taxonomy places the organism in Eukaryota, Metazoa, Chordata, Actinopteri, Cyprinodontiformes, Cyprinodontidae. Gene Ontology annotation, molecular function: RNA polymerase II cis-regulatory region sequence-specific DNA binding; DNA-binding transcription factor activity, RNA polymerase II-specific; protein dimerization activity. Gene Ontology annotation, biological process: G1/S transition of mitotic cell cycle; regulation of transcription by RNA polymerase II.
CUUGUUUGGGUGUCGAUCAGCUGGAACAAUAACAACAAAAAACUGCCGAUAAGUGGGCUGCGGGGACGCUUUCACAGACCGGCCGCGCCCCGUGGUGAGCGAGCCGUGGCCCGCAGACUGCUGCGUGGAUGAACACGCGUGGAUUCCGGCUGUUUUAAUUCGCUUUAUUUUGCAUGUUUUGACGGAGCGCUUCCUGCGUGCCCCAACAAAACGAGGGUAAAGAGGACCUGCGGCUAAAGCUAACAUGCUAACUUACCCUGUAUAUCUAUUUGCCACCUAAUUAUUGUACUUUCUCUCUGACUGAUGCUUAGUUUCAAACAUUUACUGAUGGAGAUGAUUUGGGCGCGCGGCGAUGCUUCUGCUUUGUAGAUAUUUCAUGUUGAUAAGCUAACUUCUGUAGGCUGCUCCAAAGUUUUCCUAGCUUGAUAAUUUCGCUCUGUCUUCCAGGUAAAAUAAGAUAAUGUCGCUUUAAGGUUGUAAAGUGCUAGCUUAGCUGCUAACUGGCUCAUUUAGCUGAACUUGUGGGAGUGUUUGUGGUUUUGGGCUAGAAGUUAGCCUGUUAGCAGGGCAGGCCGCGGCCGGACUCUGCUGACAGGAGACACGAAAACAAAAGAUUAGCUUGAUCCUGAGCAAACUCGAUCAUCACCUGCCUUUCUUACCGCCUGCGUCGCUUUAAAAAAAUAUUUAAUAUUUAAUAACAUUUCUCCCUCUCAGCCUGUAGACGUGUGACGUAUUAUGCAAUUAAGCAAUUUCUUCCUGCUUCAGUUGGCAAUUUCAGUUUGGUAGAACAUCCUGUGUUUUUGUUUCAUCUUUGAUCUUCAUUUUUAUUUAGUUCUAGCUUUAAAUUCAAGCCAUAAACAUUUAAACUGUAACCAGCUCUUGAGGAACUGGCCCUGAACCCCUCUGAACACAUCCUGUAAAAAUGUCCCUUUAGCAGCAGAACAUUCUCAGGACUCUGCAGAUGCCAGUAGGAGCUGAUCCAUUCUUCAACCACAGCUUUGCAGUGUGUCACAGCUCAGCACGUCCACAGUCUAGUGAAGGGGGACCAUGUCAGAAACUCUGAUAACGGGGCACACGUCGGAGGAUUUGCUGGCAGAUUUUGAGACAUUGCUGAACUCUGGAGGUAUUGAUUUGGGUGAGGACCAUCAGAUAGUGAUCAUCACCAGCCCCAGCAAUGAAGGACUCCACCCAGCCGCCGCCCCGAGCAGCACAGGGGAGAUCCUGCUGUUUGCCACGCCGCAGGGCCCCGCUGACGUUGGGGUCCAGGACAAGAGACGGCCAAUCCUGGGGAGACCUCCGGUAAAGAGGAAGUUGGACCUGGAUAGUGAUCAUCAGUAUGUCAGCACUACACGACCAACCACAGGCCAAGUUACACCCUCCACACCUGCUCCUCCUAGAGUUCCUCGAAACUCGACGGAAAAGUCCCGCUACGACACGUCCUUAAACCUGACCACCAAGCGGUUCCUGGACCUGCUGUCCCAGUCAGCCGACGGCGUGGUGGACCUGAACUGGGCCUCUCAGGUGUUGGAUGUCCAGAAGAGACGCAUCUACGAUAUCACAAACGUCCUGGAGGGAAUCCAGCUCAUCUCCAAGAAAUCCAAGAACAACAUCCAAUGGCUUGGCAAUCGAAUUGAUGCCAACCUGGUUUCCCGGCACAAGGAGCUGCAGAAGGAAGUGUGCGACCUCACAAAGGCUGAGGAGCAAUUGGAUGAACUUAUUUCUAAAUGCACCCUGCAGCUCCGGCUUCUAACGGACGACCCGCUGAACAAGAAGCUGGGUUACGUGCGCUGUCAGGACCUGAGGAAGUCCUUUGACUCCCCAGACCAGCUGGUUAUGGUGAUCAGAGCUCCCCCCGAAACGCAGAUGCAAGUAACAGAGCCCAGUGAGGGCUACCAGGUGUCCCUCAAGAGCACACAGGGUCCAAUAGACGUCUUCCUCUGUCCAGAAGACAGCUCAGGUGUGUGCAGCCCCGUGACAGGAGGUAGUCCUACACAAGGCAACGCCGACCCGUCCCUCGUCCCGCCCCCCUCACAAGCUGCAGAGCAGCUACUCCCCCAGUGUUCCGCAGCAGCUCUGGAGGUGGGCUUAUCAUCUCCGGCGUCCACCUCAUCUACGGUAACGGCGGCAUCGCAGCAGGAGACGUCGACGCUGACGUUGGGUGGGGACACAGAGUCGCUCCUGGGAGGAGAUCCGUUCUCCAGCCUGGGGGACAUCGGGGACUUUGACCUGUCGCCCCUGUCGUCCUCGGACCUCCUGAACGGAGAAGGCCUUCCUCUCCCGUUGGACGGCUUCAUCAACCUGUCUCCCCCCCAGAACCACGACUACCACUUUGGGCUGGAGGACCACGAAGGAAUCAGUGAACUCUUCGAUUGUGACUUUGGUGACUUGUCGCACGUUUUGGGGGACGGGUAGAGAAAGAACGAGAGGAAGUGGAUAAACUUCAAUCUUUUCCAACGUAGGACUUAAUGUUUCCUCUGAAGGAGAGCUGUGAACCAACGCUUCACGGCACCAUCGGCUUUGUUUUAUUUUUGCUGCGGGAAAUCGAGUAAUCCGCGUCCUGGUUACCAAAUCUCAAAAUGAUUGCCCUUAAUUGUACAUAACAAUAUAAGCACUUCUCUGUGACUGUUUUUCUUUUUAUUUAGACCAAGAUUUUAGCUUUAGUAUAGCUAUUUAAAUUAUUUAUGUUUAUUUUGAUAUUUCGUACCAAGUUUUUUUUUUUUUUUAGAUGUUGUGUUGUCCAAGUAGCCUGUGGGGGGUGGGUGAGUUGCAGCAGCGUCACCUUAAGUUUCCCCAUUACUGAUGAUUAGUUUGCAGUUUUUGCUGAAUCUGGAAUAAGUAUGAACUGUCAGGGACGUUAGAGCGACUUGCUUUUUGAAAGCUUCCCAGCGUUCUGCAGGAUUUUCUGUCAGAACGGGAAGCUUUAUUUUUAUUUUCUUCAUCUAGCAGAAGGUAAUUACAGCAUGGAUGUUUCUCCCAGGCACUGGAAUCCUGAAAAACUGGAUUAUUUCUAAGGUUUGUCAAACCAUUAGACCAAUCAGCUACUUCGACUGCAACCAUUGGACCUCAGUGAAGGUCAACUAGCUGGUUUUAAGGGAGAAAUUAUGCUUGUUUUUACGGUGUGUUUGGGGAAACUGAAGGCUUUAGAGUUGGGCGUAUUCUGUGAUGGGAGCCUUUCUUUUUUCCUAUGUUUACCUUCCGCCAUGGCGUCUUCAGUGGAGAAGGAAAAGCUAAUUUGCGGCGCAGAAAGUGGCGGUGAAAUUAGCACGUCAGCUGUGUUAUAAACGAUGUUUUGGCUCUUUUCGUUCGGCUUGGGGUGAACGUGAACGUCGGCGGAGCCAAGAACGCGCAAUUAUGUGGCAGCCUGUAGUGAUGACCCAUUCAGACCGGCUUAAUAGCACCUUUGAACUAAGAGAUGUGGGAAAAUAAUAGAUUCAUCUUUUAUUCCAGCAGCAUAAUCUCAAACUUUCUUAUUUUAGUUUUAAAACUGGUUUAAAGACCAACAGAGUGGUUGUCGGUACGCGUUUUUAUCUGUCUUCUUAUUCAUCUAAUGGAUGCAGGUCUGGCCAUAGAACCCAUCCCUGCGCCUGUUCAUGGUGACCUUUAGUGCGCCGAACCGCCCAAAUGAGGCUUCGGUGUCCAUAUGUCCUGAGAAAUGUGCUCAUGAGCAGAAUCCGAUGCAGAUGAAAUGCUGAGAAUGUCGACCUUAAAUUGGAAAUGAUUUCAUCCAGGUGGAGGUUUAGUAAUCCCAGCUGCUAAAACACCCGCAUCCCUGCACAGGUCGAUGAACAAGUGGUUCACUGAAGAACCGGGAUUUUUAAAGCAGCUUUAGUCUCAUCUGAGCAAAGCAACACAUCCCAGAUAAAGUUUACGUUUGUGACGGUGGGACUGAGGCGGUUUUCUCUCCGGCAUCCUUACCCAACAGUUGGUUAAAUAGAGUUUAAUCAUUGACACUGAAACCCUGAGAGCCUAAGAUGCAACAUUUUGAUCCGGUAGAGAGAAUCGGUGAGACUUUCUCUCAUCAGCAGCAGGGUCAUCCAUCCUUGUAGCCAUGGAAACGGAGAGUCAUCUGUUGCUAACUGGCAGCUCUUCUAAAUCUGAUCAACUUUAGGGGACUAGUAUAAGUGAAAUACAACGUGCUUAUUGAGAUUACUUCAAAACCGUUAAUUGGCCUUUUUCCUACAAUAAAUGCACUAAAAUCGCUGACCUGUUUUUUUUUUUUUUAUAUUUAAUUUAGUUGGAUUAUGCUUUUGCUUUAAAAGGUUAGAUCAAAGUUCUUCUAUUCCAUCAGCACUUAGAGGUUAGUCCACAGAUCUGGCUGCUGCAGCUGCACUGAUCGCCCUCACCCACCAGGUGUUCAGCCGUAGUCUCAGGUGAGCGGAGCAGAGUGAAGUCUUAAUUGUGUUCCAGAUGGGUUUUAUGUAGGUUCUAGGUAAUCUUUCUGCUGGUGUGUUUUUUCGUUGUUUUUAUAAGCAAGAGUUUGGAUGUUAGAAAUUCACCACAUGCCUGUGGGAUGAAGCCGCCCAGCAGACACCGAGCUUUAAUCGGCGCUCAGGGUGGGUUUGUUGGUCGUUCUGGGUGAAACAAAGCGUUGCUGCAGGUGUUGCCUUUAGGAAACAUGAGGCGCAGGAUUCAGCAGGACAUGGGGACAUACUGUUGUUUUUCAGUAUAUGCACUCAGAUACUUAUUGAUCAUGCCUUAAAUCGUUAUCUAUCAGGUAGUAAGUUUUCCUCUUCUCUCUGAAUGAUCCCUUCAUUCUUGUUUUGUUUUUUUGCUUUGGUUUAUCAAACUGCAGCUUUUUUUAAGCUGCAGAGGUUUGAGAAACUAGGCUUUCAGUUCUGACCAGCAAUAAGACAUUUUCCAUGUUGAUACUUGGAUAUAUACAUUUUUCUCAUGCAAUUUUGUACAUAAAAUCUUUUUUAAGUUAUGUAAGCUAACCUGUUUAAUUUGUUUUAUUUUUGCUUUCUUCAGCGUUGGACUUCAGUCUGUGUUAAUGUAUUUAUUUCUGUUUUGUUUGUUUGUUCUGGAAAAGGGUUUAGUGGGGGAAAAGAUGCUGAUAAAUGUUGUUAAAUCAUUUAGGGACUUUAUUUUGAAAAUGUCUACCUUAUUCUGUGCAUAUUUAUAAUUUCCAAUGUUUUCCCCUCCUUAAUAACAUAUUUCCACCUAUUUUAACCACCAUAUAUGUGCAACUAUUUUAUAGGCUAAUGUUUAAAAAAAAUGAGGUGGAAAUAAGGUAGGAAUUACAAAGAGUUGUAUUUUUUGUAUUAAGUGUGAAUUUUAUUACUUCAUGCUUCCGAUGUUAAAUUUUUUUUUCAGAUUGAUUGUUACAUGUUAAAUUGCUAAUCUAAAGUUGCCCAUGGGCUCUUUAGUUGUUGGUGCCUCAAACUCCUUUCAAAGUGUUAAAUCUUUAUAAUUAUUCUAAUGUUUUAUCUUGAGCUCUUAAAAUCCACCUUUUUUAUUUCAUUUAUUGCGCUUUAAACUUUGAGGCAGCUGAUUUUUUUUUGCAGUCGGCGGCAUCGGCCCUUUGUGCGAUUUGUCACGUUUUUCUUUUCUGCAGGAUUAAGGCGGUGCCUUGUUGAGGUUAAAUAGGUAAUUGUUUUAUGUGUUGUUGUGGUGAAAGAAUGCAUGGCGUGUGGGUCGUGUUGGACAAAGUUUGCACCUUCAGUUAAGAC